AUGAAUCAUUCCAUAACACCGUUUAGUCUCACUUCAAGUUCAGUGGAACUGCUGACACCUUAUGUCAGCAACAGUGCAGACCAGUCAAAGGAAUUGGAAAUUGAUUACUUGGAUGGCAGUACAAAUAUGAGUGGUGCUACAUCAAAUGACACACCACACUUAGAUCCAGUGUUACUAGAACGUUUCACAAAAAAUCGCAGCAUAGAUGAACCCUGGUAUCAUAUACUAAUUGCUAUGUACAGUGUUCUCAUCGUAUUCGGUGCCGUGGGUAAUGUUUUAGUUGUUGUGGCAGUGGUACGGAAGCCCAUUAUGCGCACAGCUCGUAAUUUAUUUAUACUAAAUUUAGCAAUUUCCGAUUUGCUUUUGUGUUUGGUAACAAUGCCAUUAACUUUGAUGGAAAUCCUAUCAAAAUUUUGGCCAUUUGGUUCGUAUGCUGUCUUGUGUAAGAUGAUUGCCAUGUUGCAGGCUUUAAGCAUAUUUGUUUCGACAAUUUCCAUUACGGCCAUUGCAUUCGACAGAUAUCAGGUAAAUUCUACUUAA
Messenger RNA from Teleopsis dalmanni, 540 nucleotides. RefSeq names its product neuropeptide F receptor-like. The transcript has 2 exons. NCBI's taxonomy places the organism in Eukaryota, Metazoa, Arthropoda, Insecta, Diptera, Diopsidae. The coding region runs from base 1 to 540 and encodes 179 amino acids. The record is from RefSeq and is a predicted model, not a curated record. Gene Ontology annotation, molecular function: G protein-coupled receptor activity. Gene Ontology annotation, biological process: G protein-coupled receptor signaling pathway. Gene Ontology annotation, cellular component: membrane.